CAGAUUCAGAGGAGACUCUUGGUGCAUGUACUGAGAAAAUGCAGGCCCCCGCUCCAUAUAACUGGAGUGCUGACUGGAGCUUUUGGCCUCUGCAAAUAGGAGGGGGGCUGGGCCAGAGAAGGGGACAUAAUGACACUAGAACACAGACCUGUGCCUGCCAGUGGCCAGCUGGAAGAGUGCCCUGUGCUUAGGAGACUCUCCUCUCCAGAGCAGCUCAGGGUGAAUGAAGAGGAUCCGAAAAUGAAUAUCUCAAGUUCCACUUAUAAAUAUAGGAGUGAGGAGUUUAAGAGACAGUUUUCACAUCUGCCAGAUUUGGAGAGGCUCAUAGUAGAUUAUGCCUGUGCCCUCCAGAAGGAUAUUCUGCUGCAGGGACGCCUGUACCUCUCUGAAAACUGGCUCUGUUUCCACAGCAACAUCUUCCGAUGGGAGACCACAAUUUCUAUUGCCUUGAAGGAUAUAACCUUCAUGACAAAGGAGAAGACUGCGCGGCUCAUCCCAAAUGCCAUCCAAAUCGUAACCAAAGGGGAGAAGUUUUUCUUCACAUCCUUCAGUGCUAGAGAUAGAAGCUACCUCAGUAUCUUCCGCUUAUGGCAGAAUGCACUGCUGGACAAGAGACUGACCAAACAGGAGUUCUGGCAACUGGUACAACAGAGCUAUGGCUCUGAGCUGGGCCUGAACAGUGAGGAGAUGGAGAGCUUUUACUCCUCCUCUGAAGACAAUGGACAAUCUAGAUCCAGCAUUUGUGAUGAUUCUGGAGACAGAGAUGAAAAAUUACCCAAAGCAAUCCGUGAAAUUCAUGAACCCAUCAUUCAGAUAAUAGAGGCAGAGCCAUUCCAUGGAAACACACUGACAGGAGGGUCUGAGCAGGAGGAAUCCCAAAAUGAGAAACAGGACAAGAGGAGCCCUCAGUUGCCUUCAGAAAAUAAACCAGUUAAGCUAGAGAGACACAGGCUCCCAGCACAGUCCCUGGAGCCGAUCGAGAAUGAGAAUCUUCUGGAGAAGAGCAGUGCCUCAGAUAGCGAGGAAGAAGCCAAGGAGACUGUCCCUGAGAAUGACCUGCACGGGAGACUCUUUAUUAAUAGAGUUUUCAAUAUCAGCGCAGACAAGAUGUUUGAGAUGCUUUUCACCAAUUCUCAUUUCAUGCAGAGAUUUCUCAACACCAGGAAUAUAGUAGAUGCUGUAUCGACCCCUUGGAAUAUGGACGGCAGUGGCAAUCAGUUGAGGACCCUCACCUACACUAUAAUGAUUAACAAUCCGCUCGCUGGGAAGUACACAACUGCAACAGAAAAGCAGAUCCUGAAUAAACUGAGCCAGAAAGGUCAGUCUUACUGGGUAGAUGCAGAGGUGCUGACACAUGAUGUCCCAUACCAUGAUUACUUCUACACUGUGAACAGAUACUUCAUCACCCGCACAUCCAAUCAGAAAUGCAGAUUACGGCUUUCCACAGAUGUGAAAUACAAAAAGCAGCCAUGGGGCCUCAUCAAGUCUCUAAUUGAGAAGAACACCUGGAGCGGGAUAGAGGAGAAUUUCAAACAACUUGAAUCAGAUCUGCUAGUGGAAGAAUAUGCAAUAAACCAAUCUAUAGAAGAUCCUGGGAAACUUAUUGCCCUAAGAAGACGACGACGGCAUUUACACCGGAAUGUGGCAGAGCUGCUUCCUAAGCGUUCUUCACAGCACUCUUCUGGGAACAUGGGACUAGAGGCCCAGGGCAACAUAGUAGGAAGGAAAAGGGAUGCUGCAAGGAAGACCACAGCCAUCAUUGUGGUAAUGAGCAUCUUUUUGCUGCUCUUGGUUUUGCUGAAUGUGACUCUCUUCCUUAAACUAUCAAAGAUAGAGCGUGCAGCUCAGUCAUUUUACCGGGUCCACCUUCAGGAUGAGAAGUCUUUAAACUUAGCCCCAGACAUGGUGUCCAGAGAGGAUAUCCCUCAGCGUGACAAGGAACAGGUUCAGCAGGUGAAGGGAGUGCUGCAAGACUCUAUUGCAAUGCUUGAACAGCUGAAGAGCUCCCUUUCUAUGCUUCAGAGAAGCUUUGAUCACCUGAACAAGACCAAGAGUGAUGAGACUGAGAGUUAACAUUAUCAACGCCCACAACUCAAGAUGUCAUGAGAAUGAAGAUGCUGCCUGUCUGUUUGAGGGUGGGGGUUUUGACAUUCUGUUGUCUCAGGACUUUUUACUAUUUUUUGCUCAGCAGCUGCUGGUGCAGCUAAUAAAGACCUCUGGAUAAAACAGGGCAAGUUCUGAGGUCCUGUAACUCUGAGAAUCUCUCCCCACCACACCCAUAUAUGUGGUUUUCUUAUGAACAAGCCAGAGGUAUAAAUGAGUGAGAACAUUGUACUGUACUGUGUAACUGUGAUGUGCAAAUUACAGAGAAGAGCAACCUCAGCACAGCAAUGAUUGUAUCUAAUGAAAUCUGAACUCUUUUAUAUUGAUUUGAAGAAUCAUUGGCACUAAGCUACAGCAGGGGCAGGACAGGGGAUGUUCUGUAAAGAAAUAACAGCAGGUAGUGGUUUCACAUAGCCAGGGUAUUCAUAUGCUCCUUCACAGACAUACAUACUGUGUAAAACAAGUCAGCAGUUUGAAAUACCCAUAUUUAUUUUUUUAAGACUGUAUUUUUUUGUUUCACUCACAGUGAAAGAGCUCUGUGUUUAAUCUCUUAUUAAAUUGUUCUGCAUACUGA
Messenger RNA from Malaclemys terrapin pileata, 2677 nucleotides. It is a transcript of the gene GRAMD1C, whose product is annotated as GRAM domain containing 1C. Gene Ontology annotation, cellular component: endoplasmic reticulum-plasma membrane contact site; plasma membrane; endoplasmic reticulum membrane. Gene Ontology annotation, biological process: intracellular sterol transport. The record is from RefSeq and is a predicted model, not a curated record. NCBI's taxonomy places the organism in Eukaryota, Metazoa, Chordata, Testudines, Emydidae. Gene Ontology annotation, molecular function: sterol binding; sterol transfer activity. Bases 130 to 2073 code for a protein of 647 amino acids. The transcript is spliced from 18 exons.